AAAAAAAAAAAAAAGAGAGAGAGAAAAACCAAACAAAGCGGUGACUUUAAUUCCCAGCAUGAAGCUCCCCCCAUGCUAUAUAAACACCUGGAAAAAAAUUCCAGAGGGACAAAGUGAAGUGUUGAACGCUUUGCAGCCAGCAGAGCUUGGGGCUCGUGACUGCAGUCAAGGAAUGCUCCCUCUCCCAGGAAAAGCCUGGGACUCACGAGCCUUGCUGGGACAAGGAGUGGCUGGGUGGCGAAUUGCCUGAUUUCCUGGUGUCUUGUCCAAGAAACAGUGCUGGGGGGAGGCCACACCCCGGGGAACGUGACAGGGAACGCGCCGGGACCGCGCCGGGACCCGUCCGACAGCCCCGACCUGCCCGGCGAGUGCGGCUCUGGCACGGCUGCAGUUCCCCAUUUCUAACCUCGGGCUGAAAGGGCAAAGCCCAGAGCCAGGGGAGGCCGGCGGGCACGAGCCCUUCCACCUUCCCCUCCGGAGCCGAGAGCUCGGGAGCAGCCAGGAGGCUUCCAGAAGGAAAAAGGACCUCUCCAGCAAGCGCGUCAGGGAUGAUAAUUAAACAAUUGCUUCAGUGCUCUGAAACUUCCCCAGUCUGGGGUGCAGGGAGUGAGGAUCUGUCACACGCUGACUGCACCAGGUACAAAGUGUUUUCAGGGUCACGCAUGAUGUGCCAUGAGCAGGAGGGACGUGUCCUCCGCAUUCCCCGCGCUGGAAUCGCAGCUGCGGUGCUGGGAACGGCCUCCCGCAAACCUGGGGGAUGCUCCCUGCACCUCACCCGGCUGCUGCUGCCUGGGAAACACCCCUGUUCCCACUAAAUUCACCCCUUAUCCAGCACGGGCUUGUGGGGUGCAGCAGGAUGCGCCAAGAGAUUUCCAGCACCAAAGGAUAAUGCUGGAAGGACGUUCCUGCUCCACACAAAGUUUCAGGCAUUGCUCUGGGAGGCAGGGAGGAGAUGGGAUGAGAGUGGUCCAGCACUGGACAAGCUCUCCAGGGAAUGGUUGCAGACCCAAGGCUGCCAGAGCUCAAGGAAUGUGUGGACAAUGCUCUCAGGCAUGGGGUGGGAGGAGUAUGGACUUGGAUGAUCCUUGUGGGUCCCUUCCAGCUGCUUCCAGGUGCUUCCAGCUUCCUGGGCAGUCUGAUCCCUCCCUUUCAUUGGAAAGAUGUCCCUUCAUCCCAAAAAGCAGCCACUUUGCAUCACAAGGGAUCAGCCUGGAUGGGGGAGGUGGGAAGAUGCGCAUUUUGGAUUCUGGAUUGGGAUAUCAGCUUAUCACCGUUUUGUUGCAGGUCAGGAAUGCAGGUCUUUUCCUGCUUUGGGAAAAGCAGGAUCACAGCAGCUUGACCCCCAUUUUAUGGGAAAGCCAGCCCUGGGAGCAGGGAGGAAGAGCUGCAGGAGCUGUUUGGAAGCUGAAGAGGAUGGAUAAGGAUCCAGCAGCCAGCAUUCCAUCACCAGCACUGCUCCUGGCUCCUGUUCCCACCGCCCAGCCCGAGUGGAUGGAGCAAAAUGCACAAGCAGGGACACGCAGCUGUCGAGACACCGGCGAGCUCCUCUUGCUUCACCCCCUGGGCUGGGCUGCCUUGGGCUUGGGAUUGGGCUUUUCUGCAGCAUUACUGCAUCGAUUUGGGUUGCAACACCCCAAGGUUAUUUGUCAUUGAUUUGAGGCUGCUGCCACCGCUGAUUUGCCUGGUCCAGGCCAGCCCCCGCCCGCGCAGCCUUUUCUCCGUCUGAGUGAACGAAAUGCUCACCGCAGAGAGAGUUUCCAGAAAUGA
This is a messenger RNA of Cyanistes caeruleus (blue tit), 1767 nucleotides long. NCBI's taxonomy places the organism in Eukaryota, Metazoa, Chordata, Aves, Passeriformes, Paridae. The record is from RefSeq and is a predicted model, not a curated record.